UGACUAAUUCAUCUUCGACAGGCGCAAGUAUUUAACUGACCUUCAUACCUGCGUUUCCAGUUGCAGUGUUUCAUCAAUCUCAAUACUCAUUAUUGUGAAGUGGUCAGCAUUUCGACAAUUCAAACCAUGACUUCAACAGAGCGACGAAUCAAGCAAGGCGAAUGGGUGCUUGUGACGGGCGCCAAUGGAUACAUAGCCUCUCACGUCACAGAUGUUUUGCUUGAGGAGGGAUACAAUGUCCGUGGUACCGUGCGAGCCGAGAAACCGUGGUUGAACAAGCUGUUCGACGACAAGUACGGCAAGGGGAGAUUCGAAACCGUGCUGGUGCCAGUCCUCGAUGCCCCGGGCGCUUACGACGAGGCUGUCAAGGGCGUCGCUGGCAUUGAACAUGUGGCGGCGGUUUUGAAUUGGAGUUCAGAUCCCGAGGAUGUGAUCCCUCAGACGGUUGCAGGCAGCGUCAACAUAUUGAAAGCGGCGGCCAAAGAGUCUUCAGUCAAGUCUGUCGUGAUCACGUCUUCAUCUAGCGCCGCCCUGCUUCCGGCGCCGAACAAGGAGGAGGUCAUUGACGAGAACACCUAUAAUGAUGCAGCCGUCCAGGCAGCAUGGGCACAGAGCGCCCCUGAGCAGGAGCGCCCGUUCGUUGUGUACGCAGCAAGUAAGACCGAGGGCGAACGUGAGUCAUGGAAAUGGUACAAUGAAAACAAACCUCAAUUUGCUCUGAACUCGGUUCUGCCGAACAUGAAUAUAGGAACAUUUCUAGCGCCGGAGAUUGAGGGCAGUACUGGCGCCUGGAUGUUGAAUCUGCUGAAGGGCGACGACAUGGCAUUGAAGAUGUUUCCGCCUCAGUGGCAUGUCAAUGUAAGAGAUUGUGCGCGUAUACAUGUGGCGGCACUCCUUGAUGCAAAGGUCGAAUCGGAGCGACUUUUCGCAUUCGCUGGAACAUUCAACUGGACCGAUGUGAUUGGCCUGCUCCAUAAGCUUCGACCUGAGAACAAGAAGAUUCCGAAGGCACCAGAGAACGAAGGUCGUGACCUCAGUGACAUCAAACCAAGAAAGAAGGCCGAACAGCUGCUCAAGGACUUCUUCGGCGGCCCGGGGUGGACCAGUCUCGAGGACAGUCUAGUCAUGGGGCUUGCUUCAGGUCGUUGGGAUUGACCUCGUCAGGCAAGUGAGAGCAGCGAUUUGGUCAUAUGUUCCGAGGUGUUGUGUUGUCGGUCAGGAUAUCCUGCCGCACCAUCCCGGUACAAUCGCAGAAAUUCAAGCUAGAUGUAUUUGAAUCUCGAAUUUUUGGUCAACAAUUCAGACAAAGCCAUCCGCUUCUUGACCUUGCCAAAAAAGCAGGUUUCAUAGUUAAUGGGCGCUUUGAAUGAAGAAUUGUGAAUGUAGUUCUCGGAAAAAACCGUCCAAGACUGUUUCACUUACCUUCAACACACCGCAAAAAUACUGUGGAUGCCUUGAAGGAGAAAGUUUUUUUGCUUUUCGCUAUCGUGCUUCGACGGGUUUCGAAAGUGUUCAUCCAUUUGUGUGCUGUUUCG
Molecule: messenger RNA, 1535 nt
Organism: Exophiala viscosa
Lineage: Eukaryota; Fungi; Ascomycota; Eurotiomycetes; Chaetothyriales; Herpotrichiellaceae
Exons: 5
Coding region: 127-1155 (342 amino acids)
Molecular function (GO): oxidoreductase activity, acting on the CH-OH group of donors, NAD or NADP as acceptor
Source: RefSeq, a predicted model, not a curated record